Notolabrus celidotus (New Zealand spotty) is the source of this 880-nucleotide messenger RNA. RefSeq names its product disabled homolog 1-like. The coding region runs from base 287 to 880 and encodes 197 amino acids. The transcript is spliced from 7 exons. The record is from RefSeq and is a predicted model, not a curated record. Gene Ontology annotation, biological process: ventral spinal cord development; lateral motor column neuron migration. Lineage: Eukaryota; Metazoa; Chordata; Actinopteri; Labriformes; Labridae.
CUGGACCUUCUUGGACAUUUUGAAGUGUUCUUUCCUUCUUUGAGGAGCAGCAGUGAUAUGGACUCCAGGUGUGGUGACGUCCAGCUCUCUGUGUGUGUGUGUGGGAUGUCGUGUCUGGGCUGAAGCCCAUCCCUCUCCCAUGAGCCUGUGUGCCCACGCACACACCUGGCGCCUCCACGCACACACCCGGCGCCCACGCACGCAGAGCCGGCACUGACGCUGUCUGUGAACCGGACCCUCGGAGCCCAGCGGACCCCAGCCGAGCCGAGUCCAGCGCAGCCUGAGGAUGUCGACAGAGACGGAGCUCCAGCCGGCAGUCAGACCCGGCAGCGUCAGACGGGACUCCAAGAGGAAAGGGCAGGACCGCAGCGAGGCGGCUCUCAUCAGGCGUUUUAAAGGCGAUGGUGUUCGCUACAAGGCCAAGAUCAUCGGCCUGGACGAGGUCACCGCCGCCCGAGGAGACAAACUCUGCCAGGACUCCAUGAUGAAGCUCAAGGGCAUCGCUGCAGCAGCGCGGUCUAAAGGAGAACACAAACUGAAAGUGUUUCUGACCAUUUCCUUCGGAGGGAUCAAGAUCUAUGAUGAGAAGACAGGGGUCCUCCAGCACCACCAUGCGGUCCACGAGAUCUCCUACAUCGCCAAGGACAUCACGGACCACCGAGCCUUUGGCUACGUCUGCGGGAAGGAAGGGAACCACCGCUUUGUGGCCAUCAAGACGGCGCAGUCGGCGGAGCCUGUGAUCCUGGACCUGCGUGACCUGUUCCAGCUCAUCUACGAGAUCAAGCAGAGAGAGGAGAUGGAGAAGAAGGCUCAGAAGGACAAGCAGUGUGAGCAGGCGGUCUACCAGGUAUGCUUCUCUCUGCCCCUAACCUGGGUCUAA